AUGGCCGCGGACGCCGUCGCCUCGUGGAAGGCGUACGUCGCCGCCGCGGACGCCGAUCGAGGCGGUUACGGCGACGAGUGCGCGCUUCUGGUCCGACGCGGCCUCGGCGACGUCGUCGUCGCGCACUUCCUGGAGUCCGCCGAACGCGAGUUCGCCGCCGUGCACCUCCCGAGGCUCAAGGCUCUCCUCGAGAACCACGGCGCCGCGAACAUCUCGCGCACGCUCUCCACGGCUGCCGAGAAGGUGGGCAACGCCGGGGACGACGAGAACGAGUGGUCGUGGGUCGACGAGGCCGUGCCGAGGGGCGUCGCGGAGCUCGCCGCGGCGGUGGACGAGCGAAGGAGACGAGCCGCGCGGCUCGCGGCAGCCAUGCACCCCUCGAAUAAAAACGACGCCGACGACGCGACGCAAACGCUGGACCGCCGGCUGUGCGCCGCCGUCGGAGCGGCGACCGCCACCGUGGGGCCGCGCGAGAUGACCGGCGUGUGCGCCGCGUACUACGCGCGAGCGCUCAAGGAGUUCUCGCGGCGCGCUAGACGCGCCAGGGGGCUCGGAGACGACGACGAUUCCGAGGAGGACGACGACGAUCGAAUCGUCAUCGACGACGACGCGAUGGAGCCGACCCGACGCCGACCCAUGCCCGCGUGGCACCCCUCGUGCGAGGACGUCAUGGGGGUGGCGUGGUCACGGGCGCUCGCUUCCGUCGCGGGGGGCUUGCGCGCGGUGGGCGGCGGCGAAGGGGGCGCGUCGGACGUCGCGGAGGCUGCGCUGCACAGGGCGCUAGAGACAGCGGCGAGGGUCAAAGUGCGGGACGUCGCGGCGGGUGACUUUGACAAAAAGGCGCUCCCGUCGCUGCUCCGGUGGCUGGACGCGACGCCGCUCCAGUUCGCGAGGUGCGCGCUCGGUCUGGACGAGGCGGGCACCGCGGAGUGGCGCGGUCGUCUCGAGUACGCCAUUUACGAGCGCCUCGGGUCGCUCCGAAUCGAUGAAUUUUUCAACGUCAUCGUCGAAUUUCCGGAUUCGCUUCCGGCGGUGGACGACCUGCGCCGGUGCCUCCGCCGAACGACCCUGCACGACAGGCUCACGUCAUCGCUGCGCGGCGCGCUGCAGCGCAGGUUGCUCAUCCCCGGCGCCCCCACCUCGGACAUCAUCGAGCAAUACCGGCUGACGAUUCGCGCGCUCCGAGCGCUCGACCCUUCGGGCGUGGUGCUGUCGGUGGUAUCCGCUCCGCUCAAGGAGUACCUGCGGGAGAGGAAGGACACCAUACGGUGCGUGGUGACGAUGCUGAUGGGGGCGCGGGACGGAGCCGACGAGCUCCUCGGCGCGGACGAGGACGACGCGAUGGACGUCGGCGACGGGGACGGGUCGAGGUUGAUCGCGGCGCCGCCGGAGGAGUGGGAGGGCGACCCCGAGUUUGAAGCCGACGAGGACGGCAGGGACGGCGGCGCCGGUCGUCCCGACGGCGGCGGCGGCGGCGACGGGGGUGCCGACGGGGGUGCCGACGGGGGUACCGACGGGAAUGCUCCGAGGCGCCGCGCCGCGACGGGGCGGGGAUGGGACGCGUGGGAACCCGAGCCAGUGGAGAGCGAGGCGGCGUCGUCGAGGGGCCGGCGAAGGCCCGUCGAGGACGAGCUCGGUCACCUGAUCAACAUCUACGGCUCGAAGGAGCUGUUCAUAAACGAGUACCGCAACAUGCUCGCCGAACGGCUCCUAUCGAAGGUUGGAUACGACGUCACCAGGGAGAUGCACACGCUCGAGCUGCUGAAGAUCAGGUUCGGCGAGGCGUCCCUUCACAAGUGCGAGGUCAUGCUCAAGGACGUGCUCGACUCCAAGCGAAUCAACGGCAACGUCAAGGCUCCGCCCGCUCCCGGCACGCCAGCCGCUCGCGAUACCGCGUCCACGAAUAUUCUCCAGAACUCCCCGCUGGACGCCACCAUCGUCAGCGCGUUGUUCUGGCCGCCCUUCGCCAACGAGGCGCCCGACUUUAAGCUCCCGGCUGAGAUGAAAAACAUGAUCGACGCGUACUCGAAGCGGUACCACCACCUCAAGGCGCCGCGGCAGCUCAUGUGGAGGCCCACGCUCGGCACGGUCGAGGUGGAGGUGAUGCGCGGCGAACUCGAGUUGCAGCUCUCGGUGUCCACCAUGGAGGCCGCGGUGCUGUCGCACUUCCAGCGUAAGGAUCGGUGGGGACAGGACGAACUCGCGGCGGAGAUGGGAAUCAACCGAGCGACGCUCCGUCGCAAGGCGGUGGUCUGGAUCAACCAGGGCUUGCUCGUGGAGGAGAAGAACGAGGGCCCCGACGGAUCCUCGUACAGGCUCACCACGGGCGAUGACGGUCGCGUCGCGUUCGGCGCCGCCGCCGCGGACGACGAAGGCGGCGGCGGCGGCGCGGUUGCAUCCGCGGAGGACCAGGCGGCGGCGGGGAUGAAGGUUUACGAGCAGUACGUCAUCGGGAUGCUGACAAACUUUCCGAGUUUGCCGCCCGAUCGGAUCCACAACAUGCUCAAGAUGUUCGUGCAGGACCCGCCGUACGACAGGAGCCUGGACCAGCUCGAGGCGUUCCUCGGGCAGCUCGUCGCGGAGGAUAAGCUGGCGCUGGAGGGCAAUCAGUACUCCAAGAGGUAG
This is a messenger RNA of Micromonas commoda, 2625 nucleotides long. RefSeq lists its product with no specific name. The record is from RefSeq and is a predicted model, not a curated record. The coding region runs from base 1 to 2625 and encodes 874 amino acids. Gene Ontology annotation, molecular function: ubiquitin protein ligase binding. Gene Ontology annotation, cellular component: anaphase-promoting complex. Gene Ontology annotation, biological process: ubiquitin-dependent protein catabolic process. The transcript has a single exon. Lineage: Eukaryota; Viridiplantae; Chlorophyta; Mamiellophyceae; Mamiellales; Mamiellaceae.